Molecule: messenger RNA, 636 nt
Organism: Phytophthora infestans T30-4
Lineage: Eukaryota; Oomycota; Peronosporomycetes; Peronosporales; Peronosporaceae
Exons: 1
Coding region: 1-174 (57 amino acids)
Source: RefSeq, a predicted model, not a curated record
AUGCAGCCCGAAUUCGCCUACUCGUUCCAACUGAAGCAGAACGCGCGGUCCGUGACAUCUCCAGCGAUGUCUCCGCGGCUGAUGUACGGCAACAGGCUGGAAAGCCAGAGAAGAAUGCUGAGGAACUGCUACCUGCAACUGUAUCAAGAAUUAUUCGCGCUGCUGGGCCUGUGAAUAGUGGCGACAUAUUUCUAGACGUUGGUGCAGGAGUUGGAAACGUUGCCGCCCAGUUCGCUCUUCAGACGUUGGCGAGGCAGUGCUUGGACAUUGAAAAGCGGGUGGAAAUUGUACGUAGAGCAUCGGAGUGCUUACGUUCUCACGCUUCACGUUUGAUACUACUUCACAAAGUGCAAGUGUUACAUGGCGACGUUUGGACACUCCCAUUUCUACGUGUUCACCGUUUCAAGAAGCCUCGAUCAUUUACUAAACAAUUUUCUGUUCGAAGAGACAGGGAAGGUUGUGGUAUUGGAGCAGCUCAGCGAUAUGAGAAGAGCUCGGCUGAUUAUUUCUACAUCGCCGUAUUGCCCCCGCCAUCGCGUGUCCUGCCGAAGCAUGUUGUGUUUGAAUUGGGAGCGUUAGGAGAUCUUGAGCGGGUGGGCUAGCUGGAAAGCAGCUCUGGUGCCCAUAUAUGUGUAC